Exaiptasia diaphana is the source of this 1715-nucleotide messenger RNA. RefSeq names its product acid-sensing ion channel 1A-like. The record is from RefSeq and is a predicted model, not a curated record. The transcript has 12 exons. Gene Ontology annotation, biological process: sodium ion transmembrane transport. NCBI's taxonomy places the organism in Eukaryota, Metazoa, Cnidaria, Anthozoa, Actiniaria, Aiptasiidae. The coding region runs from base 32 to 1459 and encodes 475 amino acids. Gene Ontology annotation, cellular component: membrane. Gene Ontology annotation, molecular function: ligand-gated sodium channel activity.
UUAGAUUCUUUUACACUUUUGUCGUGCGGUCAUGGCGGAWGAACCUCCAAAAGACAACCAUCCUUUAAGAAAAAAACUGCUCCAUUUCACACAAAGCACCACAAUCCAUAGCGUGUCAAGGCAGACGUUACAAAAUUCUUUAAAAAGGCGUUUAUUGUGGGGUAUAUUAUUCAUUUCUUCUCUGRGCUAUGCAAUUUAUCAGUGCAGAGAUUCAGUAAGGAAGUACCUACGAGAUCCAAUAAGUAUAAAUAACACUUGGAAAGUCUUCACCGAUCUAGAAUUUCCUGCAGUAACCAUUUGUAAUCUAAACCCUUUAAGGAAAAAAAAGAUCAAUAACGCUACUACAUUUGUCUCGCAAAUCCAUGAGGAUUAUACAAAAAGGAUGAACAGUUCUUUUGUGGACCCUGCUGGUUAUAAAACGAACGUGUACAAAAUGCUACAAGCGUUCGUGGCAAGUCAAAAUGACAGCACAUUAAAAGAWCUUGGACACCAAGAAAAUACUUUAAUUCUUGAAUGUUUGUGGAAAAACAAACCUUGCGAUAACAGCCUGGAAUAUUUAUAUUCGCCUACGUAUGGUAAUUGCUUUACGUUCAACUCAAAUGAAAACGACCGGCCUGCGGCUUACGCUUCAAGAGAAACUUCACAUGAAGAACAAACUCUACAAUUGCUUCUAAACAUCGAAAGUGAUGAAUAUGUUGGCGCCCUUUCUCCCAAUGUCGGMGCCGUUGUGGUUGUUCACGAUCGUAAUAUCAUGCCUUUUCCCUCAGAAGAAGGCCUAAUUUUCUCACCAGGAUUCAGCAACAAUGUUGCCAUCACAAAGGAAAUAUCUAUACGGGUGAACAGACCAACAUCAGUUAGAGAAGGAUGUAAUGAUUCCUAUAACAUGAUGUUUUACGCUAACAAAUCGUAUUCAGUUAAUGCCUGCUUAAAGAAUUGUCUSACUCUAGCGGUCCUGGACCGUUGCAACUGUGUGCCAUCGUGGAUUAGACAUCACAACAAUUGCGAUCCUUUCAACGCAACACAAAACCGAUGCAUCGAGCAGGUCGACCRAUACCUUGACAAACAUUUAGACACAAGAUGCAACUGUCUUCAGCCGUGCGAAGAAAACUUCUUUYUGUUGAGUACAUCRACUGCUGUGUGGCCCAGCAAAGCAAACUGGCAAUACCUGAAGGUUUCUCUUGAAAACUCGACAGCAAGGCAGUACGCUUCRAAACWUUCAGAUGCAAGGGAAAAUUUGAUUCGGCUCAACGUUUUCUACAGUAAUUUUCGUGUCAAGAUUGAACAACAGUAUUCAGCAUUCAACUUUGGUAGUUUAAUUGGAGCWGUGGGAGGACAAUUUGGACUCUGUGUGGGGAUGUCAAUUCUCUCUCUCUGCGAAGUUUUAGAGUUUCUCUACGAUCUUUGCGUCAUUMUUAUUAGACGUAAAAACGUCACUCCAACUUCACCCUCGACUACUUAGAACAACGAUAUAGAAAYGAAAGAAAGUUAUAUUCAUAUCCAUAUCUUUACUUAGAACAAUUAACAACAGCACCAAACAGGCGCAUACCAAUCGAUCAAUACAAAAUGUACACCAAUAGACUGGACAAUAAAAACUGAUAACAAAAAUAGAUAGAAUACUGAUUAUGGUUUGUGUAACCAAUCACAACUAUUGAUAUCUUGAAAUUGUAAAUUUUACAGUUCCUUUAUUAGACGAAUAAAGUUUACAGUUAACAUUG